Messenger RNA from Fusarium odoratissimum NRRL 54006, 2182 nucleotides. RefSeq lists its product as uncharacterized. Gene Ontology annotation, molecular function: zinc ion binding; DNA binding. NCBI's taxonomy places the organism in Eukaryota, Fungi, Ascomycota, Sordariomycetes, Hypocreales, Nectriaceae. The coding region runs from base 930 to 1985 and encodes 351 amino acids. The transcript is spliced from 5 exons. Gene Ontology annotation, biological process: DNA-templated transcription. The record is from RefSeq and is a predicted model, not a curated record.
GGACGCAAUGCAUCGGCUUGCUACAACUGCCAUCGCCAAAAGGUCAAAUGCACUGGGGAGCAACCAUGUCAGCGAUGCUCGAAGGGUCAGAAGGCCUGCGUGUACCCUGAAACUCAAGACAGUAUAAUACCCAUGCCGGAAACAUACCUACGGAACCUGGACCGCUCACUGAACGAACUGACCGACGCAAUCCGCACGCAUCGGUUUCACCAUGCUGAACCCAUUUUAGCCAGCAAUCCUUGGACUCAUGAUCGGAGACCCGUUAAUCAAUGCCAGUCCCAGCCAGAGUACCCGGCUAGACGAGGUGCCCCCGAUUCGCUGGUCGAAGAUUCGACCGUGGAGGCUUUCAUCCGCAGGCUGCGUGAGGCCGUGGGCCAAGAAACCAACCACCUCACACCUAUCCCACCACGAGAUCACGGAGAGGAGAGAUCAGAAACUUUGCUGAGCAGGGAAAGCCUGUCGCUGCCCCCGUACGAAUACGCAUCACAGCUAGUGGCCAGAGCAGAACAAGAGUUCGGCGACUGCCACACCUUCCUUCGCAAGUCGUUUUUAAGGCGGUUUCAUGCCACAUACCGUGGCCAGCAGUCUGAGACCUAUGAUAGGAAAUGGCUAUGUCGCCUCUUCUUCGUUUUGGCGCUCGCGGAAUGUACAACAACCACUAAACAGCCGAUCCAGCUUACCUUAGACAGAGCAGUGGCCCAGGCGACCCAAAUGGAAGGUUUUGCUCCAUCAGAAAACAUGCUGUCUUCUGGAGUGGAGCUUUUCGAGCACGGCCUCUCGCUGCUCAACACAUCCUAUGAGGAACCCACCGUCGACGAUGUGGAGGCUUUGAACUUGGCUGUAAAUGACUGUCUGCAUCUUCAAUAGGCUCAAAGUAAUCUAACUGUUGCGAAAUAUAGUCCCACUGCUGCUACAUCCUGAACCGCCGCAUGUCCGCCUAUGCGUACGCUGGACAGAGCGUACGACUAGCCCAUUGCUUGGGACUGGACCAUCCAGCACCUAAGUCCCUGUCCAAACUGGAGCAGGAACACAGGAAGCGGGUCUGGUGGACUGCCUUCUGCGUGGACCGAAUGAUCAGCACAGAGCUUGCUUUGCACCCUGCAUAUACUGGUCUUGGCCAGGAGCUUGGCUAUCCAGACUCUUCUGGCUUGACAGAUGAAGAAGAGGAAGAGUUCUUUGACCCAGUCUUACUAACAGCAUUAAUUAAGUUGUGCGAGAUCAAGACAGAUGUUGUGAAUACCGUCAGUCGGCUCAAGCAUAAAGAUAUCACAGAGCCAUAUCAAGUCUUGCGUCAAUGUCUACAAGGAUUAGACCGAUGCGGGAGGGAAUUGCCCGAGAGAGUGUUUUCUGGGGGCAGCUCGCUCCCAGAGAACCGCAUAUGCUCGUCUCUUGCGCUGCGCUACCAUCAGUGUUAUAUUAUGCUUCUCCGGCCUAUUCUUUUACAUCAAUUCACGUUUAUGCUCCGUAACAAAAUAGUUGUUGCACUAUCUGACGAGCUUUACACUAUCAACAACAUAUGUCUUCAAGCCGCGCGAAGCAAUGCCCGAAUUCUGCUCGAGCUGGCCCAAGCAGGAGAGCUCGUGAGAUACGGCUAUUGGGACUCAGCUCACCUCUUCUCGAGCCUCGCUAUCCUCACUAUCGCUCAAUCCAUGCGCAACCACCAGCCCAACGCCUUUAGCUGCACCAGAGAGGACAUGUUGCGCGACGCGGAAACGUACAGCAAAGGGCGGAAUGUACUCGUGCACAUGGUGCAAACAGGGAACAUGGCCUCAAGGCAGCAUCUCAGCAUGCUUGAAGAGGUCGAACGUCACGGCACUGUUCUGUCUGCGCUGACGGCCAGGGACGAUGCGCUGCCUGUGGAAUCAUCGUCUUCGGAAGAGGUGACCACGGAGAUGGAACUGGAUUUUGAGUGGUGGGCAUCGUUGAGUAGCAUGUCUGCCCAGACUACUAGUGGUACUGGAGGCGAUCCAUUUGCUUUCUUAUAAUCGAGUUUUGAUCUGGAGUAGGUUGGCUUGUCGUGCCACUACAGCUUGAGGGAACCCGGCCAUGCCGAAUGACUUGGGUUUAGGGAUGUAACUUGGCAAAUAUCAUGAUCAAGUAACUAGCUGCCGAACCAUCUUGAAUUAUAUUCAUUGAUAAUCUCGCUACUUUGUAGGAGCGCCCAUAGCAUGAGUGCGGAUAU